AUGGCACCCAAGGGAGAGCUGCACAAGGUGAUUGUUGUAGGUGAUGGCGGUGUGGGCAAGUCUGCCCUCACGCUCCAGUACAUGUAUCAAGAGUUUGUGGAGGAUUACGAGCCCACCAAGGCGGAUAGCUACCGUAAGCAGGUUACCAUCGAUGGCGAGGAAUGUGCCGUCAACAUCCUCGACACGGCUGGCCAGGAGGACUAUGCUGCUAUCCGUGACAAUUACUUUCGCGGUGGCGAGGGGUUUCUUUGCGUGUUCUCGUUGACGGAGACGCCAACCUUUGAGCACAUGGAUGAGUUCCGUGAGCAGAUUGAGCGCGUUCAUGAGGGUCGUCGCAUGCCCAUGAUCCUCGUGGGUAACAAGGCUGACAUGACAAGCGAGCGUCAGGUUUCUGCGGACGAUGCACAGGCCAAGGCCAGCCAGUGGAAUGUGUCUUAUCUCGAGACCUCGGCCAAAACCAACCAAAAUGUGGAUGAGGCGUUUCUGAACUUGACCAAGCUCAUCAAGGCGAGCAAGCUCAGUAGCGGAGCCCCAGCCAAGAAACCCACCCACCGCAACAAGAAGAAAUGUGUUAUUCUCUAAACCAGCUUGUGUUUUGUUUUUUGUGACGUGCUGUCAGUGCCGGACGGCGCACCUCUGUCCUUUUCCUUUUCAAGUGUUCUGUUCCUUAUCGUGCAGCAGCCUUGCUGCGAGGGUCAACAAACAGCCCUCCGCUUCCACCCCAUCAUCAAGGGGCAUGAGUGGAAAGCGCUUGGUCGUUAUCCUCUUUGUGCUAAUGC
This is a messenger RNA of Monosiga brevicollis MX1, 779 nucleotides long. RefSeq lists its product as uncharacterized. The coding region runs from base 1 to 582 and encodes 193 amino acids. Lineage: Eukaryota; Choanoflagellata; Craspedida; Salpingoecidae. The transcript has 6 exons. Gene Ontology annotation, molecular function: GTP binding; GTPase activity; GDP binding. The record is from RefSeq and is a predicted model, not a curated record. Gene Ontology annotation, cellular component: plasma membrane. Gene Ontology annotation, biological process: Ras protein signal transduction.